Messenger RNA from Ophidiomyces ophidiicola, 1038 nucleotides. RefSeq lists its product as uncharacterized. Gene Ontology annotation, cellular component: nucleus. Lineage: Eukaryota; Fungi; Ascomycota; Eurotiomycetes; Onygenales; Onygenaceae. The transcript has 2 exons. The record is from RefSeq and is a predicted model, not a curated record. The coding region runs from base 1 to 1038 and encodes 345 amino acids. Gene Ontology annotation, biological process: regulation of transcription by RNA polymerase II. Gene Ontology annotation, molecular function: DNA-binding transcription factor activity, RNA polymerase II-specific; RNA polymerase II cis-regulatory region sequence-specific DNA binding.
AUGGCGGAAUCACCAGGCUCACCCCUUUCUUCGCUAGCAUCGGAGGAAUUCACCGAGGAUUUGCAGUUCGAAGACCGGGCUCAAUCCCCUCCGCUACCCCAUGCGCCUCCCCCGAAGCGACGCAAGACAGGAAUAGCAUCCUGGGACCAUCAUACCCCCAUGUCCUCCAUACACGACGAAAUACCUCCCUCGCCUUCCGCGUCCAUUUCCUCCGAUAGUUCGAAUGAACUCCCAGAAGCCUCCAGCCUCCUAUCGCUGAUCGGCGGCGGUCUUGAUGAUGACUAUAGCGGUAUUGGCAAAGAUCAAGUCACCGUGUGCCGGUGGGAAGGGUGCAAUGUGCGAAAUUUGGCACACAUGGAUGCUCUAGUCAAACAUAUACACAACACGCAUAUUUUAUCCAAGCAGAAGAGAUAUCUCUGCGAAUGGAAAGACUGCCCACGAAAAGGCCAAUCGCAUGCCAGCGGCUAUGCGCUCCGAGCACAUAUGAGAAGUCACACCAAAGAAAAGCCGUUCUAUUGCAACCUACCUGAAGAAUGCGACCGCAGCUUUACCCGAUCAGACGCCCUGACAAAACAUAUGAGAACAGUCCAUGAAACGGAAGCGCUGAGGCUUGUCGACAACAUGGCCAAAUCCAACGCCCUAUCGGGGUCGCCGGGACAGCCCUCGAAUAAACCACCCCGACUAAAGCUCAAAUUAUCCCAGUUUUCCAAAGAAGUCGGCCAUGAAAGCGAAAAGAAUGACAAAGGCGGUGAUUUCAGAGAAAAGGAAUCGCUAUUAAAUCGCUUUGAUACUGGAUUUGGGUUCGACGGCCAUGAACUGUCUUUACCUCCGCAUCAGCUAUAUGCUCUGUUGCACAGGCAGGUCUAUUGGGCCGAGCAAGAGUCAAGGCGACUGGAAUCGGAGUGGCAGGUGAUCAAGCGCCGAAGGAAAGAAGUGUGGCGAGAGAAGGAGUCGAUUUUUGAAGAUGUGAUCUACGCUGAGCUGAAGGUAUUCAAAUCAGCUUUGACUGCUGAAGAUUUGGCGCUUCAGGCCGUAUAA